Staurois parvus is the source of this 687-nucleotide messenger RNA. Lineage: Eukaryota; Metazoa; Chordata; Amphibia; Anura; Ranidae. The record is from the annotation of a GenBank genome assembly.
AUGGAACCCCCUUUAAUUAUUAAAAAUCUCCACUUCUUAGACAAUAUGUUCAAUAUGACCAUGACAUUCCGCCAGGACUCUGAUGUUUAUAGACCUUAUGGCCGUACUGAAGCAUUGAGAGAGCCUCAAAGCUUUACUAUCCCAGUAAAGUCUAAAUUGGUUGCUUGGGUGGUCAGUAAGUGGUAUCCAGGCGUACGGCGCAAUGAGUAUUAUAAGGAGCUGAAUAAGUACAUUCCAAUUGAUGUUUAUGGAAAGAGCCACAUGAAGUUAUCUUGGGAUGAUUUCUAUACAACCGUCUCUCAGUACAAGUUUUACCUUGCGUUUGAAAAUUCCAUUUAUAAGGAUUAUAUAACUGAGAAGCUGUGGUCAAAUGCUUUUGACUCUUGGGCUGUACCUGUCGUGUUAGGGACAACUAGGAAAAACUAUGAGAGAUUUCUUCCUGGGGAGGCUUUCAUUCACGUUGAUGAUUUUCCAAGUGCAAAGGACCUUGCAGACUACCUUAUUCAGUUGGACAAUGAUGAUGAAAGAUACAAGAAUUACUUCAACUGGAGAUCAUUGUAUCGCGUAAGAAGGGAAACUGGGUGGGACAAUCACUAUUGCAAAGCAUGUAGGGCAUUAAGGCAAGCUCCAGAUUACCAAGUCAUUCCUAGUUUGGAAAAGUGGUUCUUAGAGGGCACUAAUGUAUAA